AUGGGUGCAGCAGCAGCAGCAGCAGCAGCAGCAGCAACAGCAGCAGCAGCAGCAGAUGAUGAUUGGGCUGACAACACCUGGCUCUUUGUACUGAGAGACCCCCUUAUAGGCAUUAUACCAGCAGCAAACAGCAACUGCAGCAGCAGCAGCAGCAGCAGCAGCAGCAGCAGCAACAGCAGCAACAGCAGCAGCAUCUGCUACCUAGCUGCAGCAACACAGAGAAGCAGGGGAUGCCUGCCGCAGACUGAGUGGUUGCUGCUGGAGCUUAGGAAGCAGCAGCAGCAGCACGAAGCAGGGCAGCAGCAGCUGCUGCUGCAAGAAGCAGAAGAGGACCCUUCGGAGUUGCUGGGUAUAGAGGCGGAGUUCAUGCUUGACGGGGCUGGCAGCAGCAGCAGCAGCAGCAACAGCAACAGCAGCAGCAGCAGCAACAGGAGCAGCAAGAUCCCUCGCAUGCAUUCAUUUGGAUCAGCAGAAAUGGGUGUUGCUGGCGCCGCAUCUGAGCGGCAUUCCCUGCAGCAGCAACAGCAGCAGCAGCAGCAGCAGCAGCAGCAGCAGCAGCAGCAGCAGCAAAUAUCUCUAGACGGAGUGGAGGUAUUCAGACACAAAGGCUUCGUCAGGGCCUGGCUGCAGGACCGCUUGGCUCUGGCUGAUGCAGUGCAGCAGCAGCAGCAGCACCGCAGCAGACUUGAAGAAAGAAAAAGAAAAAUCGGGGUAGAUUGA
Molecule: messenger RNA, 720 nt
Organism: Eimeria mitis
Lineage: Eukaryota; Apicomplexa; Conoidasida; Eucoccidiorida; Eimeriidae
Exons: 2
Coding region: 1-720 (239 amino acids)
Biological process (GO): regulation of transcription by RNA polymerase II
Cellular component (GO): nucleus
Molecular function (GO): transcription cis-regulatory region binding
Source: RefSeq, a predicted model, not a curated record